AUGUCUUAUAUCCAUGUGCCUCUUCUGGUGGCUACCAAUGGAACCCACUCUCACAUCGGGCACCUCCAGCCCGUCGACCAGACCAGUACCACUGCUUCAUCUACCCGCUUGGACCGCAGAAAUAACAAAGACAUCAACCCGGAAUUCACGCACAUUGGCAAGGGCGGCGCCAAGGUGCAGUGCAAUUCGAAAUACGCCACCAUGACAGAAAAACAAGUCGAGCAGUUCAUGGGCGAACCUCUCGCACGCGACAACAAGAAUGCCGGUCUGGAAGUCUUCCUUGACAUUGUCAACUAUGCUAUAAGUAGCUUAAUACGCUAUGGAGGGGAUAUCGAGCGGAGGGAGGCGUUUAUCUACUUUCUGCUGGAUGAACUGGGUUGUAAGACUCAGGAUAGAGUACGAAGGACUAAUGAUAAUAAUGAUGAUGUUAAUACGGAGGAGGAAGAAGAUGCAGAGGAAAGGGAGUUUAUAUAUACGGUUCUUGGCGCCGCGAUUCUGUAUGCGAGCUACCGUAUAACGGUGUAUCUGAUCGCCGCCGGAGCUAACGUGCAUGCCCGGCAGAGCUGGACCGAUACCUAUAGGUGGACCCCUAACAAGCGCAUCAUUGAAGGCAGGGGGUAA
This is a messenger RNA of Penicillium canariense, 621 nucleotides long. RefSeq lists its product as uncharacterized. The coding region runs from base 1 to 621 and encodes 206 amino acids. NCBI's taxonomy places the organism in Eukaryota, Fungi, Ascomycota, Eurotiomycetes, Eurotiales, Aspergillaceae. The transcript has 2 exons. The record is from RefSeq and is a predicted model, not a curated record.